Stegastes partitus (bicolor damselfish) is the source of this 2236-nucleotide messenger RNA. RefSeq names its product cholinergic receptor, nicotinic, alpha 1 (muscle) (gene chrna1). Gene Ontology annotation, molecular function: transmembrane signaling receptor activity; acetylcholine-gated monoatomic cation-selective channel activity. Lineage: Eukaryota; Metazoa; Chordata; Actinopteri; Pomacentridae. Gene Ontology annotation, biological process: monoatomic ion transmembrane transport. The record is from RefSeq and is a predicted model, not a curated record. The transcript has 10 exons. Gene Ontology annotation, cellular component: postsynaptic membrane. The coding region runs from base 220 to 1599 and encodes 459 amino acids.
GAGAAACUGGAGCUCAGAGUUCACAUUCAGACGGAUCCUGCGGUGGUCACUUAGUUAGUCAGUUAGUACGCUUAGCUGCAGCUCAGACCCACUAACCAGCUGGUUUAACUCUAACAGGAGACCCACUAACCAGUCGGUUAACUCUCCCAGCGAGCCUCUAACCGACCAGUCGACUGUCAGAGCUGAUGCUGAGGGCUUCGGCCGGCUGCUGCUGGAGACAUGAAGCUUCCUUCAGUCCAGAUCCUGCUGCUGUGGAUUCUCUCUGUUGGUUCUGGUCCAGUGCUGGGCUCAGAUGAUGAGACCCGGCUGGUGAAGAACCUGUUCACUGGAUACAACAAAGUGGUCCGACCCGUGAACCACUUCAGCGAAGCCGUGGUGGUGACGGUCGGCCUGCAGCUCAUCCAGCUCAUCAGCGUGGAUGAAGUGAACCAGAUCGUGACCAGUAACGUCCGUCUCAGACAGCAAUGGAUCGAUGUGAACCUGAAGUGGAACCCAGACGAGUACGGAGGAAUCAGGAAGAUCCGAAUCCCUUCGACAGAUAUAUGGAAGCCUGACCUGGUGCUUUACAACAACGCUGACGGAGACUUUGCCAUCAUCCAUGAAACCAAAGUUCUGCUGGAACACAACGGGAUGAUAACGUGGAACCCUCCGGCCAUCUUCAAGAGCUACUGCGAGAUCAUCGUCCUCCACUUCCCCUUCGACCUGCAGAACUGCAGCAUGAAGCUGGGAACGUGGACGUACGACGGCCUGCUGGUGGCCAUCAACCCGGACAACGACCGGCCGGACCUCAGUAACUUCAUGGAGUCGGGGGAGUGGGUUCUGAAGGACUACCGGAGCUGGAAGCACUGGGUCUACUACACGUGCUGCCCCGACACGCCCUACCUGGACAUCACCUACCACUUCCUGAUGCUGCGCCUGCCGCUCUACUUCAUCGUCAACGUCAUCAUCCCCUGCAUGCUCUUCUCCUUCCUGACCGGCCUCGUCUUCUACCUGCCCACCGACUCCGGUGAGAAGAUGACUCUGUCCAUCUCCGUCCUGCUGUCGCUCACCGUCUUCCUGCUGGUCAUCGUGGAGCUCAUCCCCUCCACCUCCAGCGCCGUGCCCCUCAUCGGGAAGUACAUGCUCUUCACUAUGGUCUUCGUCAUCGCCUCCAUCAUCAUCACCGUCAUCGUCAUCAACACGCACCACCGCUCGCCCAGCACCCACACCAUGCCCGCCUGGAUACGCAAGGUCUUCAUCGAAACCAUCCCCAACAUGAUGUUCUUCUCCACCAUGAAGCGUCCCAGUCAGGAGAUCCGCCAGAAGAGGCUCUACCCCACCGACAUGGACAUCUCCGACAUCUCAGGUAACCCGACACCCACCAGCGUCACCUACCAGUCGCCCAUAGCCAAGAACCCGGACGUCCGCAGCGCCAUCGAAGGAGUGAAGUACAUCGCCGAGACCAUGAAGUCAGACGAGGAGUCGAACAACGCGGCGGAGGAGUGGAAGUUCGUUGCCAUGGUGUUGGAUCACAUCCUCCUCUGCGUGUUCAUGGCGGUUUGCAUCAUCGGGACGCUCGCCGUCUUCGCCGGGAGACUCAUCGAGCUCAACAUGCUGUAGAGACCUGAACCUGAAGGCUGCUGAUCGGAGCGUUCAUCAGUGGACUGGUCCAGGUCGUCCCGGACUGACGAAGGCUGCGCUGAGGUUUAAAGCUGCAAAGUGCUUCCACUCGUGUCGCCUCGGAGUUUGUGAGUUUGUGUAUUUGCUGAAAUUGCAGUAAAAAGAAAACUGAAGGCGUCUGAGAGACACGACGAGGUACGAGUCAUACUUGAAGCUAUUCUUGUCACAAACUCUUUUUCUAUUGUUGUUUUUCUACAGUUUGUGAUGCUGCGUGUCUCAUAUUACUCUGAUUGUUCUGUCGUUUUUUGGCAGCUUGAUGUGAGGUUUGGGUCACAGAUUCUCCUUAACGUUGGAUGUUGUCUCUGUCUUUGAGUGCAGGCGAGAUAUUUUCCUUCCAGGAAGUUUGAUUGAUUGGUUUCGCCUGACGCUCCUUUGUUUUAUUUAAAGUCUUUUCUACUUUGAAUGAUAUUCACGGGAGGUUUGCUUGGGGUGAUUUUCGACUACAGUGAAGGUUUGUGGUGGAAAUUAAUGGAAAUGAUUUGCUGCUUAUUAAAGGAGAACUCUGAAAAUCCCAAAACGGCACACGAGGUUUGCUGAGUUAGUGCUCAACGUUGAAGUAAUGAAGCUGCUUCCAGAA